CUGCUGCCGCCGCUCUCGGCGCUGCUCGGGGCCUCGGCCGCUCGCACCAGGCGCCGUUGGGACCUUUCCCGGGGGGGCGGAGACGCACUUAGCGGCCGGGGGCUCGGCCGGGCCGUCCCGGCCUGCGCAGCCUGAGAUUCUCUUUGUGGCCAGAUGGGUUUGUAUGGACAGGCUUGUCCAUCUGUAACUUCAUUAAGGAUGACAUCUGAACUGGAGAGCAGCCUAACAUCUAUGGACUGGUUACCACAGCUCACCAUGAGAGCAGCCAUCCAAAAAUCUGAUGCUACUCAAAAUGCUCAUGGAACAGGAAUUUCUAAGAAGAAUGCACUCCUUGACCCAAAUACAACUCUGGACCAGGAAGAAGUCCAACAGCACAAAGAUGGGAAACCUCCAUACAGUUAUGCCAGCCUCAUUACAUUUGCAAUUAAUAGCUCACCCAAGAAGAAGAUGACUUUAAGUGAGAUUUACCAGUGGAUUUGUGAUAACUUCCCAUAUUAUAGAGAGGCUGGCAGUGGUUGGAAGAAUUCCAUAAGACAUAAUCUGUCACUGAACAAGUGUUUCCUUAAAGUGCCUCGAUCCAAGGAUGACCCUGGAAAGGGGUCCUAUUGGGCGAUCGACACCAAUCCAAAAGAAGAUGCAUUGCCUACUCGGCCAAAGAAGAGGGCACGAUCUGUAGAACGGGCCUCAACUCCAUAUAGCAUAGAUUCAGAUUCUUUGGGAAUGGAGUGUAUUAUUUCGGGAAGUGCCUCUCCAACUCUGGCAAUCAACACUGUGACUAACAAAGUGACAUUGUACAACGCAGAUCAGGAUGGUAGUGAUAGCCCACGAAGUAGCCUUAACAACAGUCUCUCAGACCAGAGUUUGGCAUCUGUUAAUUUGAACAGUGUUGGAAGUGUGCAUAGUUAUACACCGGUGACAAACCAUCCAGAACCAGUGUCACAGUCAUUAACUCCUCAGCAGCAGCCACAGUACAACCUUCCAGAGCGAGACAAGCAGCUACUUUUCUCAGAAUACAAUUUUGAAGAUCUCAGUGCCUCAUUUCGGAGCCUUUAUAAGUCAGUUUUUGAGCAGUCACUUAGUCAACAAGGUUUGAUGAACAUCCCUUCUGAAUCUUCCCAGCCGUCCCACACUUCGUGUUCCUAUCAGCACUCUCCUAGCAGUACAGUGAGCUCUCAUCCACACAGCAGCCAAAGCAGCCUGUCCAACAGUCAUGGCAGUGGCCUCAAUACCACGGGCAGUAAUUCAGUUGCACAAGUCUCGCUGUCCCACCCUCAGAUGCACACACAGCCGUCCCCACAUCCGCCUCACCGACCACAUGGUUUACCACAACAUCCGCAGCGUCCCCAGCACCCAGCUCCACAUUCGCAGCAGCACAGCCAGCUCCAGUCCCCCCAUCCCCAGCAUCCCUCUCCACACCAACACCUUCAACACCAUCCGAACCAUCAGCACCAGACGUUAACACAUCCAGCACCCCCACCUCCACAACAGGUAUCCUGUAAUUCUGGUGUUUCAAAUGAUUGGUAUGCAACACUUGAUAUGCUAAAAGAAAGUUGUCGAAUUGCCAGCAGUGUUAAUUGGUCAGACGUAGACCUUUCGCAGUUCCAAGGUCUGAUGGAGAGUAUGAGACAGGCAGAUCUCAAGAACUGGUCUUUAGAUCAGGUUCAAUUUGCUGAUCUCUGUUCUUCUCUUAAUCAGUUCUUUACACAAACUGGCCUUAUCCACUCACAAAGUAAUGUUCAGCAAAAUGUUUGUCAUGGUGCCAUGCAUCCAGCAAAACCUUCCCAACAUAUUGGAACAGGAAAUUUGUAUAUAGACUCUAGGCAAAAUCUCCCUCCUUCAGUGAUGCCGCCCCCUGGUUAUCCUCAUAUCCCACAGGCGCUAAGCACUCCAGGAACAACAAUGGCAGGUCAUCACGGAGCCAUGAACCAGCAGCACAUGAUACCUUCCCAAGCCUUCCAGAUGCGGCGCUCGCUGCCUCCAGAUGACAUCCAGGAUGACUUUGAUUGGGAUUCAAUUGUGUAGGGCUUGUUUCUAUAAGACCCCAGACGCCAACAUCACCUUUCUGUGCAGUGAAGGGAAAGGUCUAAGAGAAUCCAGUUGAGAAAACAGAGUUGCUAAUCACUUUACCAAUGUUACCAUAAUUUCUUUUGAAGACAAUCAGAAAGAUUUUAGCUGGAUAACUUACUGCUUUUAUCUGACCCAAACAAGUACUACAUGUUUGUCUCCCUGCCAGCUGCCCUAUGUAGCUCCUAACUGUUGUGUGAUUUGGACAGCUUUUUGCAUAUUUGUGUCAGUUUGAUGUUAACCACAAGUGCCAGACUGAUUUUUCAGACAGAGCCUGUUUUGCUGCAAGCAGUUUAUAGAUACAUAUGUGUAAAUGUAUGUGCAAAAAUGACAGAAAGGCUUCACUUUUUUCCUAAUUGGACUGUGUCUUGGAAAGAAAGUUACAGUCAGUUUUUAUUCUUUGUCAGGCUAUUUCCUACAAGACGUUUAUAACUGAUGUAUGGAAUUAGAUUUUUCCAAAGUCCAGUUUCCUCUUUAAUCUUUUUCAGAAAUGUGGGGAAUGAAUUCUACCCAGUAAGUCAAGGAACCCAGAGUUUAGUGCUCUCCAGACAAUCCAGAAGGGCAUGUUCUUCCUGAGCAGCAUCAAGGACUGACCAAGUUUGUUUUGAGGCUUGGGGAUUACCCAGUAUAUGUUGUUCCUUGUCUGUCUGUUUUCCUAAAUCUUUAUUAUAACAGCUCUAAAAUUUGAUCAAUUAGAAGCUGGGCAUUGCUUGUUUUUUUCAGCAAACCAAUGCCUUCACAUUCACUUAUGUAUUUAUUAUUCAAAAGUAUUAUUAUAAUAUUUAUUGCUACCUUCUGUGAAUGCUCAGCUCCUCUUGGGUUUGUUAAGGAAGAAUGUGGUAUCCAGAAGUGCAGAUAGUUUUUCUUGAUAGAGUUUACAGACAAGACAAUCAGAGGGACAUUGUGUCAUUCUCUUUAUCAUAACUUCUUUUACCAUGUGAGUAUAUUUCUCUGUGUGAGCAUUCCUGCUGAUUGAGACUUAAUAGCUAAAUAGGGUGUUUUCUGGAAUUUGAAUCAAGAGACCAUUUGGGCCACAGAACAGCAAGGCAGUGUUUUUAAAGCAAAUUUCCCCAUUUAAUCUCGUUCUACUUAGGUAGGACUGGAAAGGAGGAUAGGACUACACAUAGAUUUUGUUUGCCUCAGUCAUUAAGUGGCCUGCUGGUUCUGUUGUCCUGGGUGUCUGGAUGCAUGAUACUUGGUCACUUUCUUUGAAAUGUAGCCCACCUCUUAGGGGUCUGUAUUAGUUUUAUGUCGUAUCAGUUAUGUUGCAUGGAUUGAUUGUAUUAGCUUUAUAAUAAUAAAACUAGAGGAAAUGAUUUUCUUUUCCUGAUUAUUAUAUAUUGAAUUGAUUAUUUAGACCAGAUUUUUUUUAUUCUAAUGGAGAAACAUGUUCCAUCAAAUCAAAGAGUAAUAACUGCUUGCUGGUUGCUUUUUAGCAUUGCUGCUCUCUGUCAGCCAUGCUAAAAUCACUUUAAUUAGCCUUAGUGGUUCUAUGGUUGAGUAAUGUCUACUUGAACUAAGCAAACAUCUGUGUGUGUGUGUGUGUGUGUGUGUGAGAGAGAGAGAGAGAGAGAGAGAGAGAGAGAGAGAGAGAGAGAGAGAAUGUGUUAGUGAAUGUGUGUAUUUUUUUAAAAUGGAGUGUUGCCUUGAAUGAAUCACUGGGAAGCCAGCCUUGGUAAGGGCUGGUGAGGUUGAGGAGAAAGGAAGAGCUUUAUGUUUCUCUGUUAUUUAGACCCUGUUUGGCAUGAGAAAGGAGGUUCAGUUCCAGCCCCUUAGAUGAGUGAAGAUCAGUGGAUUCUGGAAAGGCAGCCAAGAGGCCCCUCUUAGGAGGAUUUGAGGCAGGAUAAGAUGGCAGCCUGCAGAGUGAAAGCUUGGGAAAAAAAAAAAAGGGACAGUUCUAAGUAGUCUACUCAAGUCACUGUUUUCUAGACACCAGGAUCACAGUUUUGAAACUGUUUAAAUUGCUUGAGUAGCAAUGUGCACUUUAAACAAUUUGGGUAAUGGAAUGCAGUCUUAAGCUGAAUAAUUUGAACUUUUGAGUAGAACCACUGAUGAUGAUUUUACAAAUUGUGUGAAGCUAAUUUCCCAUUUGGCAAUCAUUUUCUAAUUUGCAGUGAUAAAUAUUUUUAUGAAUAUUUAAACUUACCCAUAAUGGCCCUGGAAGCAAAGCCUUUGCCCGGACCCAUUACACUCUCCUGUGAUCCACCUGACCUGGGAGCCCAGGACAGGCCUUCUCUGUGGGCGACAGCCAGCCUAGGCUACGUGGUGAGGUGCAGAGGUCCCUCUAGUGGCCAUUUCGGUUGGUAGUGGUUCGUGCAGAGCAAGUUCUGUUUGAGGCCUAAAUUGACUGACAACCUGGGAAGAAGAAUAAAUACAUGUAAUCAGAGGGGGCACUGUCCAGGAGAAUAAUCCGACUGGCAUUUGUGGCAGUUUUUGAAAUGUAAAUGUAUUCAUGUGUGUUCUUGUAAAUAUGUGUCGCUCAGAUGUCCUUCAUUUGAAGCGGGAGGGAAUCAAUCGGGGAUAAUUUCAAAUGGAAUAGAGUAUUUUGAUAUUGUUCAUUCAGAGGGUGAUGUGUAUAUAUCUAUAUUGUAUAUAUGUGAUGAAAAUGCAUUGGCUUUUUGUGCAGACACAACCUGCUCUCUGUACUGCUGUUGGACAGUCAGUGUUUUAAUGUUUCUACAGUUUUGCUAUUGCACGAUUUCAUAUUUUGCCUCUAUGAUGAACGGCACCCAUUCUUUGUAACUGUUCAGUGCUGUAAAGAAAUAUCCCAAGUGUCAUUAGGAUUGUUGCUGCCAGAACUGAUAUGCAUGAAUGGCACUUAAAAUAAAUAGAUUAUG
Lepus europaeus (European hare) is the source of this 4901-nucleotide messenger RNA. RefSeq names its product forkhead box J3 (gene FOXJ3). Gene Ontology annotation, molecular function: RNA polymerase II cis-regulatory region sequence-specific DNA binding; DNA-binding transcription factor activity, RNA polymerase II-specific. NCBI's taxonomy places the organism in Eukaryota, Metazoa, Chordata, Mammalia, Lagomorpha, Leporidae. The record is from RefSeq and is a predicted model, not a curated record. Gene Ontology annotation, biological process: regulation of transcription by RNA polymerase II. The coding region runs from base 154 to 2022 and encodes 622 amino acids. Gene Ontology annotation, cellular component: nucleus. The transcript is spliced from 13 exons.